ACUUAUAGCGCAAAUAAACUUUCAAAAUUAACUGAUGCACAAAUUGAUAUAAUCAUGUAUGAGGUAAGUCAUUUUACAGAAAAAUGUGAUACUAAUUUCUUACUCUGUGAAAAAAAUUCACACUUUAACAUGUCCAACUCUAGCUUGAAUGACAUAUUAGAUAAUGAGAUAAGUAUUCCUACUGAGUCAGAUAAGAUAAAUGAUAAAGUCUUCCAAAAGAAAGAUGCAUCUGCAUCUAAAUUUUUACUGGAAACUGAGGUAAGUAUUACAGCUACUCCCUCCAUUAAAUCAUAUUAUACUUCUAAUUUGGGAGAUAUAGUAAAUAAAAGUAACAAAUUUUCAGAAACUGUAACUAUAAUUGAUAGCUUUUCAGAUUCUAAUUUAGAAUCCUAG
This is a messenger RNA of Diversispora eburnea, 393 nucleotides long. The record is from the annotation of a GenBank genome assembly. Lineage: Eukaryota; Fungi; Glomeromycota; Glomeromycetes; Diversisporales; Diversisporaceae.